Molecule: messenger RNA, 1329 nt
Organism: Mesorhabditis spiculigera
Lineage: Eukaryota; Metazoa; Nematoda; Chromadorea; Rhabditida; Rhabditidae
Source: the annotation of a GenBank genome assembly
AUGUCCGGCGGACACGAGAGCCUGAGCCUGGUGCAGGAUGACGUGGUGAGGCUCCUCGCCACCUACACGCACAUCGGCACGACGAACGUCGACCAUCAAAUGGAGCAGUACAUCUACGCACGACGCGCUGACGGUACCCACAUCAUCAACUUGAAGCAAACCUGGGAGAAGCUGCUGCUGGCCGCGCGCGCCAUCGCCGCUGUCGAGAACCCGGCCGAUGUGAUCGUCGUCUCGGCCCGUCAAUUCGCCCACCGAGCCCUGAUGAAGUAUGCUGCGCACACAGGAGCUACCCCGGUCUUUGGCCGUUUCGCCCCGGGCGCGCUCACUAAUCAAAUCCAGAAGAACUUCAAGGAGCCGCGCAUUAUCAUCAUCUCUGACCCGCGAAUCGACCAUCAGGUCGUCACGGAAGCUUCGUACGCCAACGUGCCGAUCAUCGCGUUCACCAACUCGGAUUCGCCGUUGAAGUUGAUCGACGUCGCCAUUCCGUGCAAUAACAAGGCCGCGCAGGCUGUUGGUCUGAUGUGGUGGCUGCUCGCUCGCGAGGUGCUCAUCCUACGUGGCAAGGUGUCUCGUGAUGGACCGUUCCUGAUCGAGAACACCGAGAUCAUGCCGGAUCUCUACUUCUUCCGCGACCCAGCCGAGAUCGAGAAGGAGCAAGCCGCCGAAGAAUUCGAGGCCGGUCAACAAGAAGCCAUCACCACCGAGGUUCCACUCGACUUCACCGCUGCCCCGGAUAUCAAGGACUGGGCGGCCGAGGCCAACGCUGACAACUGGAAUGGCCAGCCGGCCGGUCAAGAAUGGGGACAAGCCCCCGCGGUCAACCAAUGCGUUAUCCGUAGAAAUUCGUUACUGCCUCGUUUUAGACAAGAGAAGAUGGCGCCGGCACGCAAGGGCAAGACCAAGGAGGAGCAGCCCGUCGUCGCCCUGGGCCCGCAAGCUCGCGAGGGUGAGAACGUCUUCGGCGUCGCGCACAUCUUCGCCUCGUUCAACGACACCUUCGUCCACGUCACCGAUAUUUCCGGCCGCGAAACGAUCGUGCGGGUCACUGGUGGAAUGAAAGUCAAGGCCGACCGCGACGAGUCUUCGCCCUACGCUGCUAUGCUCGCCGCCCAAGACGUUUCAGAACGCUGCAAACAGCUCGGAAUCAACGCGCUCCACAUCAAGAUCCGAGCCACCGGCGGCACACGCACCAAGUCGCCCGGACCAGGAGCCCAAUCCGCCCUGCGCGCUCUCGCCCGAAGUGGAAUCAAGAUCGGCCGCAUCGAAGACGUGACCCCGAUCCCGUCCGACAGCACUCGAAGGAAGGGAGGUCAUCGCGGACGUCGCCUC